CUAGUUCACCUUAGUUUUUCACUUCUCUCAAAGUGCUGCUACGUUAGGGCAACAUCCCUAACACACAACCUUCAAGACCAAGUCAGUGAGAAGAGAAGAGAAGAGAAUCUCGCCAGCCAUGGCAGAACACAAAGUAGAGACCAUCUCAAGACUAGCCCAAUGGCGGAUUGACAAUGUCGGACCCGGCUCUUACAUAAUCUCCAAGCCUUUCAAGCUCGGUAACUGGAACUGGUACUUUUCUAUAGAGAAGAAUCGAUAUCUCUACAUUCAUCUGUUUCCCGAUCAAUCGCGUUCGUCUAAAGAACCACCCCCCUUCGCUCGCUUUGUGCUUCGGAUUUUGAGCUCCGCCAAUGGCCGCCAGCCUUACAUCUCCUCCCCCGUUUAUGAAAGACAGCUUCGCACGAAAGAUGAUUUUGUGUGGCCUGUUGAUUCCGGGUUCAAGGGUCCCUUAGUCAUUAGUGUAGAGUUUCUCGACUUGAAGGUAUCCCCUAUAGAUGGUGGGGAGGCUACUCCUGUAUGGCCUACUGGUGGAUUGAUGCAGUCUUUGUCAACUCAAAGCUGUCUGAAAUGCCUCUCUCGAAUGCUUGAAGAGGGCAUCCAUGCUGAUGUCACCAUAAACACAGCAGAAGGCUCUUUAAAAGCUCACAAAGCAAUUCUUUCAGCAUAUUCUCCUGUGUUCCAAAGCAUGUUCAGUCACGACCUUAAGGAAACAGUGUCCUCCACGAUUGACAUCGAAGACAUGUCACUGGAAUCUUGCACGGCCCUUGUCAGUUAUCUGUAUGGAACCAUCAAACAAGAGGAUUUCUGGAUGCACCGGUUGGCACUUUUAGGCGCAGCAAACAAAUAUGACAUUUCAGAGCUAAAAGAUGCUUGUGAGGAGAGCCUUAUGGAAGAUAUUAACUCCGGGAAUGUCCUGGAGAGGCUGCAGGAGGCUGGACUGUACCAACUGCCGAAGCUGAAGAAAGGGUGUUUGCUGUACUUGUUUGGUUUUGGCAAGAUAUUUGAUGUUAGACAUGAGAUGGAUGGUUUUUUCAAGUAUGCAGACAGAGAGUUGAUGACGGAAAUGUUUCAAGAAGUCCUUACAAGUUGGAAGCCUGCAUAAAUUACAGUGGGAGUUAUUACUGUCAUAUGCACUCAACUAUUGAUACUUGUAUAUAAAUUUGUGGGUCCUUGGGUUAUAUGCAUACCUGAGAGAUUAAGAAAGGUUUUACUGGUUUUGGAAGCACAUUCAUCUUUUAUAAAAACUCAUAUUUGGAAUUUGCUUUGAUUCAUUGAUCCUAUAAACUGAGACAUGCAGU
Argentina anserina (silverweed cinquefoil) is the source of this 1298-nucleotide messenger RNA. Its product is annotated as BTB/POZ domain-containing protein At1g21780. The transcript has 4 exons. Lineage: Eukaryota; Viridiplantae; Streptophyta; Magnoliopsida; Rosales; Rosaceae. Gene Ontology annotation, molecular function: protein binding. The record is from RefSeq and is a predicted model, not a curated record. Bases 119 to 1102 code for a protein of 327 amino acids.